Molecule: messenger RNA, 5535 nt
Organism: Leishmania major strain Friedlin
Lineage: Eukaryota; Euglenozoa; Kinetoplastea; Trypanosomatida; Trypanosomatidae
Exons: 1
Coding region: 1-5535 (1844 amino acids)
Cellular component (GO): membrane
Molecular function (GO): NAADP-sensitive calcium-release channel activity
Source: RefSeq, a predicted model, not a curated record
AUGCUUCGCCAAUCCGCCUUUUCAUCGUCGUCCGGAUUGUCGGCGGCCUCUUCACGCGGAUCGUGCACAUACACUGACAGCAAUACACCGCUGCGCUCCGAGGCGUCUACGCUGGAACCGCUCGCAGCCGGGCUCGCGACGGCGCAGCCCAGCGCGCUCGUCACACCAGUCGUCAAUGUGCUUUCUGCAUCAGCCGUGCCGGAGCCUCAUGCCCUUCCCCUCGUGGUGUCAUGGAACGCUCGAUCACGGGGUGCGGAAAAUGUUGCACCAGGGCCGCCUGUCCGGGAAGACAAUGCGCUCACGACGACCGCCACCACCGGCGCUGGUAGCGUGGGCGCAGACGGAGAAGAGGAACCACUGUGUGUGCCGGCCACCUACUCCACUGCCGCAGACCUAGCUCCCGACGUAGCGAAUACUGACGCUGGCAGCUCAUGGUGUUUGCGAACGGUAGAUGAGGCCACGACGGAGCGCUCCGCGUCAUCCCUCGCAGACUGCUCUGGUGCACCAGAAUCAAGGACCGCAGAGCGGCUGCCGACGCAGCAGCGCCCUCAGCGGCGACGACAGCACUCGCAGCAGCUGCUGCCCACAUCACUGCCCCUUCUUCCGAUACCCGUUUCCACUACGCACACAUAUCCGCAGUCGCACCAGUCUGCUGGGCUCAGCAGGCGCGCCGCUGGCCCCUCUGAACUGCCACCGUCAUCUCACACUGCUGCUUCACUGCCACGGCCUUCAUCACCGCUCAUGACCUCAUCAGUGGCCGGCUUAUCCGCUGAUGGUCGUCGGCCAAAGCCGCAUCGACGGCGCCCGUCGCAGGCGUCCAGCGACGACAUCACCGCAAGCUCUAUGAUAACCGCGCCCUGUCGCGUGACGUCUGGAACGGCCUCGCAGUCUGAGGUGGUCCUUGCCACGUCGCCCUCGAUUGGCAGAGCGCCAGUGGCGUCGGGGUCGUCGGCAGGGGCAGCUGGAUCAGCGUCUGUCGGCUCUCCUCGCCGCUACACCGCGCUCGGCGGGGGUGGUGACCCGCGCCUCGACGCAUGGGAGAUCGACGAGGAAGUGGCGCAGCUCGCCCGCUCGCUACGCUCCCAAAUUGCUGGUCAGCCCUUCGUGCUGACGCCGCCGUUUGGGGCCUCGCCGACCGCCCCCGCUGCCGCAACCAGUCGUCCAUCCUCGUCCUACUCCGACUUCUCAACGGGUAGCAGGGGUGGCGGAGGCGGCAGCGGCCAGCGCCGCACGAGGUGCAGCCCCAGUCAUGCCGCCCCCAUGGCUGCCGCGACUACUACCGGGUUCGGGGAGGACCUGGCGGCGACCACGGCUUGCACAGCGACAGCGGCGAUCGGGCGCGGGCUUCUCGCUCUUUUGGACUCCUCCACGUCGUCCGCACAGACCUCGAUGGAUCUGAGCGGUGCUGCCCGGAGGCUCACCACGCCCCAAUACCGCCUGUCAAAGUCGCGGCAGUUAUCGCUGUCCACCUCGCAGCGGAGCCCGCCGUCGGCACAGGGCAGCCGCACGAGGCCGCAGUGCUUCCCAUCAGUGCAACCGCACCCCGGGGUAGGUGGUGACGCCGUUGCUAGGAACGACGAUGGUGUUCGCAGAGACGGUGUUGACUCCGCUGCCGCCCUGUCGCACAGCUCAGAUCCUGGACAGCAGACUCCGGCGAUGUGCUGCGAUGCUCGUCCUCUUGGAGUGCCACCAUCGUCAUCGUCGCACCUCUCCACUGUGACUGACGCCGUACCUCUGCGUGCCGCGAGGGGUUCAUGGGCAGCGGCGGAGGUAGUGACACAGACGGCUGAUGCCGAGCACAAUCAGCGUCGUUCUCGCGUUGCAGGUGACGCAGCUGCGCCGGGCCUGUGCGAAGGUUUUGAUGCUGGGCUCAGUGACGUGGCUGAGCUGCGACGCCGUCUCCUUACAGAGGACUUCUUCUCGAGCCCCUGUCGCAAACUGCGCCGCGAUGGCCGGUUCCCGUGGAAGCUGACGACCAGCGUCCUACUCUGCAUCCUGCUGCUGGUACACGUGACCUGGUAUCAGCUUCCACUGGCCUGCGCGAACGAAGCAAUGCGGCUGGCGAUUACGAAACACUUCAUGGGCGACGAUGCCUACUUCAGCAAGGACCAGGGCGACAUCGUUUCAGCGCCGACGGAGUGGAUGGAGAACCUCUACGCGUCCAUCGAGCGCUACGUGCAGGUGUACUACAACUUGACGAACGCGUCCUCCAGUGAAAUGACAUACCGCUACAACAACGCCAACCCAACGAGUUGGUGCGGGACAGGUAUCGAGCGCACUAACAGCGUAGUCGAUGGAGGCGAAGGUAACAGCAUGGCGAGAGAGGGGCAGUGGUGGUGGCGGCGACGUGGUCCGGCGGGCUGGAGGCCGUCGUUGCUGUGGAAUGCGCGGGCAGCGGCAUCACCGAGUCCGUUUAGUGACCCCGCCUCGGUUGCUGGGCCCUGCGUCCAUUCAGCCACCGCAACCGCCGCUUCUGCGUUGGGAAACUCGGAGGAGUUGCCGCCGCCGUACAUCCCUGUCUCGGUCAUCGCGCCCGUCCUGAUGCGGGUGGAGGUGGAUGUGUACUCCCGCCGGGAGGGGACCCAGCACAAGCGAGUGAAGCUAUCUCCACUGAAGACCGCCGCGCCGGUCCGCUGGCUGAGCGGCGAGGCUGCAGCCGAAAACCAUGGUGGCCAUGCUGAUGAGAGCGGUGAGGAGGCAGUGGCCGAUGCUGUGAACCUCGAGCACCGGUGGCUGACGUUCUCUGUCGACGCUGACCACCCGCUUGGCCCAUUCGCCAAGCACAAGGAGGCGGUGCGACUACUCCGUCUUGCGCGAAGGCAGGAACGGCACCGCGCCACCGAGCGCACAACGGGCGACGCCGCCGGCCGACCCGCUGAGUUCGAGGGCGCGUCCGCUACUGACGCGACUGCGCUCCCCGGCAGUGCCGGAGGCGGUUCUUGGACGGAGGUGGACGCUGCCCUCUCUGUCGUAUGCAUGCCCCGGUACGACGAUCUAUCGGGUCGCUAUUACCGUCCCUGUGCGUCCACGCAGGCGACCACGAUCAUCGGUGGCGCGGCGGCCGCUGCGGCUGGGAUGUCAACGCACAUUGUGCCAGAGUUUUCCCUCAUGGACAACGUGCGUCGCAUUCAGUUGGAGGUGACGCUGCGGCACGAGACGGACGAGGUGGACUACCUUAUCAGCGCCGCUGCAGCAGCGGCCAGUAUGGGUGGUUCUGCUGCGAAAAAGGUGGCGCGCGGUGCCAACGCGUUCAGCGUAGGUAAUCUCGAAAUCCGAAGCGCCUCCUCUUCGACAGGACGACUGAAGUCGGCCUUUGCUGCUAGUGCGUCGGCUGUCUUUCAGUGGCACGUCGUGAAGGACAUCACAGUGCACCCAGGCGGCCUCGUAGAGACGCAGCUGCACGUGAGCACGCGCGUGUGGCCGCUGGGGCUAUUGCGCAACUUCUGGACGCGGCGUCUCAUGACAGUGCUGCUGGGCGCGCUGGCCGUGCUCCAGAUUGUGCUAGAGCUGCGCGCGCUGCAGCGCAUCGCUCAGCAUAAGCGUCGACUGGGUCGAGAGCGCGCGGCGUUCCUCGCACGACAGCUGCAGUACGCGCCCAUCGGGGGCGGCGCCGAGCAUGGCGCAUCUAAGGUAUGGACGCUCCCGACCCAUACCGCCUCGCUGCAGCCUGCGAUUCUGAGCACGAAGACGACCGUAUACGAGUGGGGGAUGCCUGUUAGCCUGCCGUUCGGUCGUCCAAGUCGUCCACCACAGAGUGGUCGAAUCGCGGGGUACGCGAAGGCGACCGACAGCGCGGCCGCACGUGCGCCGGCCAACAGUUACCCGUCAGGGGUGAAGCCGUCGAACUACGGGACCAUAGAGAGCCGCCAUGACGACGACGAUCACGCUGGUAGACCAGGCAGCCACUCGGAGACGGUGCUGCCGCCGUCGCUGAUGCUAGACACCUCGCUCAGCAUCAUCGCUUCACAGGGUCAGAGCAGCUACUCGCGCAGUCGUUGUGCUUCACAAGAGGGUGCGGGAGACGCCUCUGUGCUCCCGAGCUGGCCUUGUGAGGAGGCAGCAUCGUUCUUUCCUCUGCGCAACAGUGCCGAGAGUCACCAGCACGGCUUCGACUCAAGCGUUGGCCCUCCCACUUGGAUCCCUAGCGCCCUGCGGCGGUUCCUUUUGGGGCGUCUGGCUCAACUGCUUGGCACGCCUACGUCGUCGCAGCGCGGCUCCUUUCCGAACACGCCAGUUCCAUGCACACCGGGGCACUACCCAAGAUCCGACGACGGCAGUGACAUGAGAGCCAGCGGCGCGCCCGAAUCCUUGCCGCUGCGCUUCUGCAUCAACUCCAGUGGCACUCCCGUGUCGGCUGUCGCCUCCCACGCAUCGUUCCCGCCCCCUCUCCAUGCACCCUUGACCCCGCAGCUGGCAGAGCGCAUCGCAGAGCGUAGCUACGUCGACGUGCGCACCGCGUGGCGACAUCACCUCCAACAGUCUACGGGAGCCGGCUGGCACCGGGUCGCCAUCAUCGCAGCCGCCUUCACGCUGAGCUACAGUGCGCUGCUGCUGGCUCCGCUGCUGCCGUUCGCUGAGGUGGCGCAGACCGGCGCCUACUACGCGUGGACAAGUGUGCUGCUCGGCGUCGCCGCGCUCAUGUCGUGCGUGCUGCUGCUGAGCUACCUCCGCUUCUUCCCCACGUUCUACUUUCCUGUCAUGGCUUCCAUUCACGUUGUGCCGAAGCUGUUCCUAUUCGGCAUGUGUGUGUCACCACUCUUUCUGGGCUUCGCCUUUUUCUGUGUGAUCGCCUUUGGGGCGCACUCGAACGGGCACUUCGCCACCCUCAGCAGUGCCUGCAUGGGCUUGUACUUCACCGCGUAUGGUGACUCGCUGCUUGCCACCCGGGACGUGGCAUCGGACACGCCGUAUGCCGUGACCGCCUUCUUCGCCAGCCUCCUCGUCGUAUCCUUCGUCCUCACGUUCAUGAUGAUCAUGCUGAACAUGGCGAUGACCAUCACGCAGCACGAGUGGCUGCGGCUGAGGCGGCGCUUCGGCGCCGCGCUGAGCACGUCCAGUGUGCUGUUUGCCGUGCGGAGCAGAGAGGAGGCGCGGGAGGAGGCCAUCGAGGCGGUCCGCGCCAACUUAGAAGUGCUGUGGCUCAUGUUGGGCGAAGACGAAGAAGAAGAGCGGCAGAAAACGGGAGCCGCAAAGGCACCAGCUGCCACACCGUCUACAUCCAGCGCGGACGCAGCGCGGCUGUCUCAGCCAGCCACGUCGCUCGAUCCGUCGCGCACCACAACGAUACGUGAAUCAGACGACGACGGCGCGGCGGGCGAGGAGGGUGCUGGCGGAGGGGGUGAUCAGAAACGGCGGCUUCGGCAUCGUCGGCGGUGCCACAAGCAGCGACACGCGCAUCAGAUCCGCGAAGCCGACGAUGCUCACUCCGCGGGCAGUCCCUUUCACGCGGGCCAUUGCGAUCGUACCGAAACGUUCGCCGUCGACUCCUCCUACGAGGUUUCCGCAGCCUCUACAGCACCACCGGAUUCACGGUGA